GUCCCGAACCCUGACUUCCUCCCCCCGGCAGGCCCGCACUACCCCAAAUCCCUCGCUCUCUCCACGUCCUGGCGGAACCCCCAAUCGCGCGCUCCAUCGCCGGAGCUGAAACUCGACGCCGCCACCGCUACUUCCUCUAGCCCGACCGGCCAUCCUCUCCAACGCUGCUAGACGACGCCGCCGCCGCUUCCUCCGGCUGCGGCACGACGUCGUCUCCUCCGACCACGCAGAUCUGAAGCCCGCCUCGUCUACGUCGUCCGCUUCAGAUCUGAAGCAAGCCGUUUCUAACUCGCUAGCUAUCUGCCCAUCUCCAAAACUCUCUGACGGCUGCUGUUGCUGCUUAUUUUGGACGGCAGUGUGUCCGCGAGCCCGCCGUGCUCAAAUUGGGGGAUUUGGCUGAGCGUGCUCUGAGGCUGCGCAAGAAAUAAAAGCUCGGUCGGCGGAAUGGACUCGACGGUGGACGAGCUGAGUGCUUCGUACAAGGAGUUCGUGACGGCCGCGUUGGCCGUGAUGGAAGCGCGCGAGCAGUCGGGCGGGCAAAAGACGGCGGCCACGGACUUGGCGCUCGAAUCCUUCAAGCAGCGCUGGGAGCUCUUCCGCGUCGCCUGCGACCACGCUGAGGAGCUGGUCGAGUCCAUCCGCCAGCGCAUCGGCUCCGAGUGCCUCGUUGACGAGGCCACGGGAUCUUCCUCCUCCGCCCCUGCGAGCGCCGCGCUGGCUGCCCCGGGCAUCAAGCCCAUCAGCGCCGUCCGCCUCGAGCAGAUGAGCAAGGCCGUCCGCUGGCUCGUCAUCGAGCUCCAGCACGGCGCCGGUGGCCCCUCUGCUACGGGGGCAACCGGCGGCGGAGGAGGUGUCGCAAAUUCGGCUGCUGGCGCCGGAGGGCAGCAUGGACAGGGUGGACUCGACCCGCGCUUUCCCGAGGAUGGUACCCAGUAGGUACAAUGUUACCUAAUACAAGUAACGUGUUCCUUCAGAGAAUAAAACAGAGUACUGGUGUAAUUUGUGUGUUAGCUUGCUAGAUUUGCAGCAUUAGAGCUUGUGAUUUUCAGCAUACUACCUGAUACGUAAAGAUGUCGAGUUUGGGAAGAAUUCCAAGAUAUUGUGGUUAAUUUUCCCUUUGCUGGCUGAUAUUUUCCCUGCCUUUGUGGUGAUGCUGGAUGUUUAAAACCACAUUGUGCUAAUCAUUCCCUUGCCU
Molecule: messenger RNA, 1195 nt
Organism: Brachypodium distachyon (stiff brome)
Lineage: Eukaryota; Viridiplantae; Streptophyta; Magnoliopsida; Poales; Poaceae
Product: mediator of RNA polymerase II transcription subunit 32
Exons: 1
Coding region: 445-936 (163 amino acids)
Biological process (GO): root development; regulation of DNA-templated transcription; cold acclimation
Cellular component (GO): mediator complex
Source: RefSeq, a predicted model, not a curated record